AUGAAUAAUUAUAUUUGGAAUAACACAUAUUCUUUAGAAUUUUUAAGUGAAGACUUUUAUGAUUUGAAUAUCAGUACGAAAGACAAUGUGUAUGAAAUAAUAAAAAAAAAAAAAGACGAGAAUGAAGUUGAGAGUUUGAGUAUAAAUAUCAGUAGUCAUAUAUGUAUGUUUGUUCAAUUAAUAGAUAAUAUAAUUGGAAAAUUAAGUUAUAAUAAUGACAUAAUAAAUGAUACAUUAAAUUAUAAGAAAUUGUCUGAUGUUUUUAAUUUUAUAAAGAACCAAUUAUAUAAUUGUGAUUAUAGUUUAUUUUUAAGAAUCUAUUCAAUAUAUCAUACUUAUAAUCAUAGAAAAAAUGGAUACUUAGAUGUCAAUAAUUUAUAUAAUUUCAUUUUAGACAUUAUUAAUAAAAUAGAAAAUUUAAAUGAAAAUAAUUUUUUAAUUUUACCAGGAGGUUUUUAUUUACAGAAAGAAAAAAUGUUAGUUAAAAUUUUAUAUAUUAUACACAGAAAAAAUAAUUUAUAUAGUUUUGCAGUUUUAAACAAUUCUAUAUAUGGAACACAAUAUCAUUCAUUUAAAAUAGAUGAUAUAGAUAAUCUAGGUAUUUUAUUAAGAGAUGUAGUAUUGUGUAUAAAAAAUAUUCAAAAAAAUUAUUUAACAAAUUCAUUGUUUUGGUUAUGUCUAUAUCGUUUAUAUAUAUUUCCUAAUGCUGAUAAUGUAGACAUAUUAUAUCAAAUAUUAUUGCCUUAUUUAAAUAAUUCUUUUCUUACAAAUAAUUGGAAUAUAUGUGAUAAUAAUACAAUAAAUGUGGUUUCUGGUGAAAAUGGUUCUAAAGAUCAGUCGAAUGAUCAUAUGAACACAAAUAAUAAUAUAAAUAAUAAUAUUAUAAAUAAUAAUAUAAAUAGUUAUAAUAACAACAACAAUAAUAAUAAUAAUAAUACAUCAUUUGAUAUGAAUUUUUCAAAUUUUAAUAAUAAUUUAAAUCAUGACUUUAAUAAAGUACAAUCCAAUUAUGGUAAUGGUCCAAAUUAUAUGAACAAGUCAGGUAAUAAUUUUAAUGAUUUUGAUAAUUUUAAUAAUAUAAAUAAUUUAAAUGAUUUUGACGUAUGGAAUAAUUUUGAUUUUAAUAAUAGUGAUAAAUUUCCAAAUGAUUUCAAUUCUUUUAAUGAUUUCGAUAUAAAUAUGUUUCAAAAUAAUAACAAUAAUAAUAAUAAUUAUAAUAAUAAUAAUGUAAUGAUGACUAGCCAAAAUGCACCUGUCCAAUUUUCUGAACAGGCAAGGUAUAAUGAUAAUAAAAAUGUGAGAAAAAAGAAAAUUUGUGAGAAUUAUGAGAAAUAUGGAGGUAUAUAUGUAAAUUUGUAUAAAGACAAAUUUACAUCAUUUUCAAUGAGUUUAUAUUAUAGUAUGAUAUAUAUGUUAAAAGUUAUGAAUAUUGAGGAGGAAGAUAUUGAAGUAUUUAAAAUUUUUAUAUAUUAUAGUAUUAUAUUAAAAUUGUGUGAUGAUUUAAUGCGAUACGAAUAUAUAGAGAGGAGAAAAAAUGAAAUGGGUAACAUAAGGAGUAGUCAGCAUGAUAAUGGUAUUAACAAUAACAACGAUGCUAAUCAUAAUAAUAAUAAUAAUAAUAAUAAUAAUAAUAAUUUUUAUGGUAAUCAGGUUAAUAAUUAUAAUAAUAAUUUUAGUCAUAAUAAUGUGUCAUCCACAUAUAACAAUAAUAAUAAUAGUGAACUUCAGAAGAGUGAAAAUAAGAACGAUCCUAAUAGAAUAGAUGAUAUAUUUUUUGUGUUUUUAGAUAUGAGUGUAAGAAAAUUAUGUGUAUUAUUUCAUUUAUACUUUUGUAAGAUGAAGGUUGAUGUGUACGAUAAAAGUAAGAUGAUUAGAAGUAAUGUGUUGAAUGAAAUAAUGAAGAAAAUAUUAUUUGUUAAAUAUAUGUAUAAUAAGAUAGAAUUAAAAAUCCAUUCAGAUUUAACAUUAAAUGUUGAUAUUAUUAAGAAUAGAAAUUAUAUGAAUUCAAUAAAAUUUCCUAUGUAUAUAAAAUUUGAAGAAGAAUUAUAUAAAAGUUAUCGUAAGGUUGAGAUAAAAAAAGAUAUAAAUAUGCCUAUAUCAUUUUAUAUAUCUCGACGUAAUAUUGAAAGUUUUAAUGAUUUAUAUGUUAUAUUAUAUGAAACAAAUUUAAUUACAAAUAUAUUAAUAAAUCAAAAAAGUUAUAUAAAACAUUGUUAUAUAUUAGCAUUCUCAUUUAUUAGUCAUGUAUUAAAUAAUGUAAUACCUUCAUCUAAACAUUUUAUUUAUUUGUCAAAAUGUGUUAAAUUGAAAAGAGGUUUACAGUUGAGUAUUUUUUAUGAAAUAUAUCGUAUGUAUAACAAUAUAUAUUUCAUAUCAUGUUCAUUACAUGAAAAUAAAGAAAUUAUUAUGUAUAAAAUAAUUAAUAGUUCUAUGUUAUUGUUUUUAUAUGAUUUUUUGUUACGAGUUAAAUGUGUAGAUGUAUGUUCAGUUUUUUCAAUACAUUAUAAUGGUUUUACCAACGACUCCAGUUAUUAUAUGAAUCAAAGAAGAAGGAAAAGGCAACAAUAUAAAGAAUAUAAAAAAUAUAAAAAAUAUAAAAAAUAUAAAAAUCGUGGAAAAGACAGAAUUAUAAAUAAGAAUAAUUAUGGUGAUACUUUAAAUGAUAAAUAUAAUAAUAAAUACAAUAGUUUAAAAGAUAGAUACAAUCAUAACAUGAUAAAUAAUAAUGUGAAUAAUAAUAUAUCGAUGAGUAGUUAUAGUACCAAUAGUGAUAUUAUUAAUAAUAAUAGUAGUAAUAAUUAUUAUAAUGAUGAAUAUUUUGUAUAUGAUAAUAUAAAAAAAUUGAAGAAAUGUCGUAACUAUAAUGAUAAUAAUAGCUAUUCCUCUCUAGAUGAAUUAGCGCAUGCAAGUGAAGGCAAUAUUAGAUUAUCUGGUUAUUGUAUCGAUAUAUCAGUAUUAGAAUGUUUUAGUAACUUCUUUUUAAUUAUAAACCCUAAAUUAAAUAUAAUACGAUCUGAUGUUAUAGAAUAUUUUUACAAAAUUAAUGAGAAGAAAAUAAAUAAGAAUAGUCAAUUAUUUUUAUUUGAAAAAAGUAAUGAUAUAAAUACAAGUGAAAUUGAAAUAUUAGAAAAUAUUAGUUUAGAUUUAGGUUUUGAUAGAAAGAAGAAUGAUAUAAUAGAAUAUUAUUGUGGUGAAUGUAUUUUAUUUAAGAAUUUAGUACCAGAAUUUUAUCAUUUGAGAGAUAUGUUAUUUAUAUUUAAAUCUUAUAUGUGUCCAUAUAUAGAAAAGUUACCACCUGUAAAAGUGUAUAAAUAUGAUGAUAUAAAUUUAAAAUUUGAAUAUAAGAAUAAAUUAAUAAUAAGUGUAUAUAAUAAAAAGAUUGAUAUAUGUGGAUAUAUGAGUCCUCCAAAAGAUACGAAAUUUAAUUUCUUUUCUUAUAUAUAUCAGUUUAUUCAAACACAAGAAAAUAAAAAGGAUAAUUGUAUAUUAACAUAUUCUAAUCCAAAUAUGUAUAUAGAAGAUAUAUAUAUUGAAAAUGAAUUGGAUGUAUUAUAUGUUAAUGAUUUACCAUAUUUUCAUCCAUCAUUAGAUUUAAGAGAUGUAGAAAUCUUAUUGCAAUAUUUGACUGUACCCUAUAUACGUAUACCAUUAAUAUUAGAAUUUUUUUGUGAUAAAAAUAGAAUAAAGAGUUUUGAAUCAUUUGAAAUACAACAGUUAAUAUUAUGUAUUUUGUUUGAGCCUUAUAUUUUUAAAAAUAAAUAUAAAAAUGUAGAAGAAGAUAAUUUUAUACCAUCUAAAGAUAGAAAUGUAUUUGCUACAAAAUAUGGUUUAUUAAUAAAUGAAUUAAUACAUAGUCCAAAAAAUGUAUUAUGUAGUGUCUAUUCUUAUUUAGAAAUAUUUUUUACAUUUGAUAAUAACAACAGUAUAAAUCAAAAGGUUAUAUUAAUAUUUAUAAUUAUUAUAAGUUCAUAUGUUAAUUCGUAUAUAAAAUUAGUGUUAGAGACUAAUAAGGAGAUACGUAGAAAUUUGAUGAAUAUUGAAAAUAUAAUAAAUAAAAAUAAGCUUAAAAAGAGGAGCAAAUUAUAUAAGGAAAAAAAAUCACAUCAUCAUAAGGAUAUGAAAAGGGAUUCUAAGGAAGAAGAAAAAAUCAUAUCAAAUAAUAAUAAUGGUGAUAAUAUAAAUAAUGAUAAUAUAAAAAAUGAUAAUAUAAAAAAUGAUAAUAUAAGUGGCGAUAAUAAUCAUAAGGAUCAUACUAAUGAAAUCAAUUUUAAUAAUAAUGAGCGUAAUUAUUAUAAAUAUAAAAAAUAUAUAGAAAAAAGAGAAAGAAGAAAGAGAAUGUUUAAGUUUUUAAAUAAACUUAAAAGGAAGUUGAUAAAAAAUGAUUUAUAUUGCUCUGAUGAUGUUUUAUUAAAUCUAGAAAAAUAUUACAAAAUGAUAAAAAAAAAAUUACAGAAUAAUGUAUUAGAUUUAUUAUUAAAAAAUAUACAAAUGUAUAUUCAAAAGAAUGAUAUAACAACUAGUAGUAUAUUUUACGGUUGUAUUUUAUUAAUAUAUCGAGAUAUAAAAUUUAGAGAAUUAAAUAAGAAUAAUGUGAAACAUAUUUUAUCGUCUAUCUUUUUUAUAUUAACAUAUUAUAAUUUUAAUGCAGAAACAAAUUAUUCGGAUUUAAAAAAUAUAUAUGGUUUAGGUUCUUUAUUUGUAAAUAAUAACGAUGGUAGUUCUAAUAAUAAUAUUGGAGGAGAAACAAGAUAUUCAUUACAGAAGAGUAAUAAAGUAGGUUUAAAAGAAAAUAACAAUAAUGAGAGAGAUACAUUUUCUCUUUUAAUUAAAACAUUUUCUUUGUGUGAAUGUGAUUUAUUUAUAUGUAUACAUAAAUUUAGAAAUAUGUUAUUAAAAUAUUUAGAAAAGAAUGAACUAGAAAGGAAUAUAAUAUUUGAGCAUACUAUACAUAUAUGUGCAUGCGUCCAUGACAAUACACAUAAUAAUAACAACAACAUUGCAGGUAGUAUUAAAAAAAAUGCUUAUUAUAAUAAUAGAAUGAAUAAACCUAAUUCUAAUGUUUUCCUUAAUUUGCGUUCAAAUGAUAAUAUUAUAAGAAAAUGGCUACCUGUUCAUAAAUUUAAGCAUGUAGGAAUAUAUACCAUUGAAGAUGUAAAACAAGACAGGAAUAAAAGAAAAUAUUUAAGUAAUACAAAUGAAUAUUUAGAAGAGGAGCAAAAUAUAGGGAGAUAUACAACAAGAACGUCAAAAAAUUAUUAUGAUAAUGAAUAUGUAAAUAAUAAUAAUAAUAAUAAUAAUAAUAAUUAUGAUGAGAUUAAUAGGAAUUAUUAUUUUACUUCAUCUAGUAGCUCUUCUUAUGAUAUGGAUGACGAUUUUUCGUCUACAUAUGAAGAUAGUAGUAGCUAUAAUGAAAAUAUAUCAUUAUCUUAUUGUGAGGAUAAUAAUAAUGAGGAUAUUAAUAAUGAUGAAAAAAGAAAGAAAAAGCAAAAUUAUAAUAAAUAUAGUAAGGGUAUAAAAUUAAAGAAGAAAUUAAAAUAUGAUAAUUAUGAUGAUGAUUAUGAUGAUAAAAUUAAUAAUAAGAGUGAUAUGAAGAAAAUAAAUCCAUUACAUGACACAGAGUCUAUUAAUUCUAAUGUUAUGAAUAAUUAUUUAAGUUUACCAUCUUUUUUUAAAAAUAGUUAUUAUAAUAAAGAAGAUAAUAAUAUAUCUUAUAAUAAUAAAAUUAGGAGAAGAAAGAAUUUAAUUACAAGAAAGGAUAGUAUAUUAAGUAAUAAUAAAUAUAUAUCAUAUAUAAAAAAUAUAAUAAAAGAGAAGAAUAUAUUAAUCAAUCUUCAGUUAUUUACAUUUUCUUAUAAGGAUAAUAAUAUAAUAACAUUGAAUGAUAAUAUAACAAAAUUUAAGAAUUAUAGGGAUGUAUUUUUAAAUGGAAGUAAGAAUUUUAUGAGUAUAGAAAGACGAAGAAGAGGUUAUAAAAUGAAACGACAUAUGAAAGUAUUAAUAACACAGUCAUAUCAAAAUUUCUGUUCAUUUAAUAUAAUUGGAAAGAAACAUAAUUUAGAAAUAUGGAGAAAUUCUAGGAGGAUAACACAUCAUAAUUUGAUGUCUUAUCCUUUUAAGAAAUCUAAAAUAUUUUAUUUAAAAUCAUCAUGUCUUUUGAAUAAUAUAAACUUUGACAAAAAAAAUAAUAAUACGAACAAUAUGAAUAGUAUGAAUAGUAUGAAUAAUAUGAAUAGUAUGAAUAAUAUGAAUAGUAUGAAUAAUAUGAAUAACAUGAAUAGUAUGAAUAGUAUGAAUAGUAUGAAUAAUAUAAAUAAUAGUGAUCACCACAAUAACAUUGUAGGGCGUGAUGAAAGCCUUAUGAUUACCUUCAACAAUUUUCUUUUGAAUGAAGUUAAGUGUGGUGUAUUAUAUGAACAAGAAAAUAAUGAUAUAUACAUAAAAUUAAUAUGGAAAUAUAACGUGAAUGAAAUGGAAAGACUUAAUAAUGAAACUCAAAUAAAAAGUUCUAAUAAUAAAAAUACUGGUGAGGACAUCAAAUUGGUUGAGAAUGAUAUGAAAGAUGAAGAAUAUAGAAGAAAGAUGUUAAGAAGAAAAAGAAAGAAAGAAUUAUAUGAAUUAAAAUCAUUUAAUAUAAAUUAUGAAACACAAAAUAUUGAAGGUUUAUUUAAUUUUAAAUACGAAGAAAAUCAAUAUGAUAGUAGUUUGAUAAAUACGACUAGCGAAUCAUCAUAUAGUAACUCUAGUUCAUAUAAUUCUAUAUCCAAAAAAAUGUUAAAAAAUAAUAUAAAUGAUGGAGAAGAAAAUAAAAGUGAUAUAUCUUCAAAAUCGUUUACUAGUAGUGUAAUUAUGAUGAUGAUGAAUAAUAAGAGUUCUUCAAAUUUGUCUAGUUCAGAUGAUAGCACUAUAAAUAAUAAUGAUAAUAACAGUAAUAAUAAUAAUAAUAAUAAUAAUAAUAAUAAUAUUAAUAGUGAUGCUUAUAAUCUUGAGAGGAAGACAAAAAAUGUAGAUCAGAUCUAUAAUGCUAAUAACGAAUCUGUUAGUAUAAAUUAUAGUACUAAUGAAGAUUGUGUUAAUGUGACAAAUAAUAAUUUAAUAAAAAAAAAAAAAAAAAAAAAUAUAAGUGAUAGUAAAUGUGAUUCUCUGUUAAAUAUGAAUGAUGAUAUAUUUAAAGAAAGUAAUAAUAAGAAUAUUAAUAUAAUAGAUUUAAAUAAAGAAAAGAAAAAGAAAACAAAAAAGGUUUCUAGAAGUAAUAAUAUAAAAAAGAAGAAUAGAUAUAAGGACAUCAUAAAUACAAAUAUAGAAGAACAUGGAUUAAGAGAAAUAAUUUAUCGUAAGGAUGUAGAUUGUAUAUUUAUAUAUAAUAUAUUUUUUCAUAUGAAUAGAUUUAUAAAGAAAUUAUAUUAUUGUAGUGAUAUAAAAAAAAUAUAUUUUUCUACCAGUAUUAAUAGAUGUAAGAAUUUGUUUUAUCAUUUUGAAAAUAAUAAUGUACGUUUGUGUUAUUAUAAUAACAGUGAAGGAUAUGAAAAAUAUAAUGUUAAUAUAUCUAGAAAUAUAUAUAACAAUUUACAAGUACAGAAUUAUAUGAGUCCAAGUUAUUUGUCAACUUUUAUACCUUCGAUUUUAUUAAAGAAUUAUAAUUUUUGGUAUAAUCAUAAUGAUAAUAGCUUAAUUGGAGAAAUAAAACAUAAUAAGAAAAAUAAAAAAAACAAAAAUUUUAUCAUAUAUAUUAAGUUGUUUAAUGAUAGACAAGAGAAUCAAUAUGAUACCAUUGAUAAUAAUCAAAGUGAUAAUCCUAUUCAUAAUAAUAACAAUGGUUGUGUUAAAGAAAAUGAAAAAAGGAUGAAUAAAAUAUUUAAUCUUAUAAACAAUUCAGAUGAGAAAAAAAUGAAUAUGUCUAGUUAUUACCCAUAUGGUGUCAUACAAAAAUUGAAUAUAUAUAAUAAUUCAAGAAAUAUGAAUGAAAAGAAAAUUACAUCUUUAAAAGUGAAUGAAGAAUAUAAAGCUUUAACACUUAUAAAUAUAUUAAACGUUGAGAAUAAUAAUGUAUAUAAAGAUUUUUAUAAUAUAUUAAAUAGAUUUGAUCAUAUAACAUAUAUAUUGAUGUAUACCUUGAAUGUACCUAUACUAUUUAAUGAUAAUACAUUUAGAGAUGAUAAUGAGAAAAAUAAAAAUAGAUAUAUAAAUGAUGAUGAAAUAAAAUAUAUGAACAUUAGUGUUGAUAUAAUUGAAAUUCCACGUUUAAAUUUAACUUUAAAAAGAAAUAAUAUCGAUAUAAAAAUAAAUAAUAAUGAGAAAAAAAAUGUUGAUUAUGUAUAUAAUAGUAAUGAGAAAUCUGGUAUAUUAAGAAAUAAGAAUACAACAAAUAAUAAUAGUAUGAAUAAUAAUAUGAAUUGUAAUAGUGGUAAUAUAAAUAAAAAGGAAGGAUGUAAAUAUUAUUUUGAAGAAUUAAAUAUGUUUAUAUAUAAUGGUAAUAUCCAAAAAUAUAAUUAUAUAUAUAAUGUAAUAAAAAAAAUGAAUAAUACUGUAUUAUUACAGAAUCAUAAAAAUGAUUUUUUUUUCUUAGUAUCAUUAUUAAAUAAACCUUUUUUCUUAAAUAUAUCUACAUUAUAUAAAGAAUUUAAUAAUAAAAAUAUUCAUUUAUGUACAUUGUUAGAAAAACAUAUAAAUGUAUUAUUAAAGAAUUAUAUGUAUGUUAGUAUUUAUUAUCACAAUUUUAAUAUAAAUACAAAUGGAAAUAAAUAUUUCGAUUUAUUAAAUGAAGAUUAUAAUAAUGAUAAUUCGAAAAAUGGCUGUUCCUUACAAUAUAUUGUAUUAUCUAUACAUAGUUCUAAAUUAUUUUUAAAUUUUAGAAAUUUAUAUAGUUGUUUUUUUUUCAUUGUAUAUAAAUAUUUAAAUAAAGAACAUGAAGAGGUUAUAGAAUAUUGUAAUAAUUUGAGUAUAUGUAAAGAAGAUAUAAAUGAAAUAAAUUAUUUAUUAAAUAUUUUAAAUUAUUGUGAUUAUUCUAUAUAUUCAGAUGUGGAUUCUUGUGCAUGUCGUUUGAAAAUUUUUCUGACAUUAUCUAAACAGAUAAAAAUUAUAUUACAGAAAAAAAGAUAUCGAUAUAAUAGUAAGAAAAAAAAUUCAUGGGAUGUAAAUAAUUAUUAUAAUAUAUUUAAUUAUGUAAAAUCACUAUGGAAUAUAGAAAAGAAUGAUGAUCAGGAUGAUAGUAGUAACAAUGAAUUAUAUAAUACUAAUGAUUAUUAUAUAAAUAAGAGAGUUUAUAAGGAUAAGUAUCAUUAUUUAGAUAGAAAUACAGGUAGAUCUCAUACUAAAGGUGCAAAUAAACAUACAUAUAAUAAUAAGAAUAGAAUGAAGAAUAAAUAUAGGAAUGAUAAGAAUUAUUAUGAUAAUGAUGAUACAAGAAAUCAUUUACAAACAUCUAACGAUAGUAAUAAUAGUAGUAUAUAUAAUACUUUAAGUGAUAUGUCUUCAUCUUCUGAUGAUAAUAAUGUAUCAUCUGAAAAAGAUAUUAAAAGAAAAGAAUUAAAUGCUGAAGAGAAAAUUAAUGAUGAUGAUUAUGAGGAAGAUGAUGAUCAUAAUGAUAAAAACAACAACAAUAGUAAUAAUAACAACAAUAAUAAUAAUAUUAAUAUUAAUAAUAAUAAUAAUAAUAUUGAUAGUUUCAAAAUGUCUAAUAAAAAGAAAAGAAAAAAAUUAAAAUCCAAAUUAGUUGGACGAUCAGGUGAUGAGAAGUGUAAGAAUAAAAAUAAAGAACAUAUUAAUAAUAAUAAUAAAAAGAAAAAGAAUAAUGGUAAUAAUAAUACUAGUGGUAAUAGUAAAAAUUUUAUGGAUAAUCAAAAUGUUUAUUAUAAUGAUGAUAAUAAUAUGGAUGCUAUUAUUGUUUAUUGGGAUAUAUUUAAAGAUAUCGUUUUUUAUAUUAAUAAUUUAUUAUAUAUAAAAGCAAAAUGUAAAUUAACUAUAGAUGAAGAAAUAUUUCUAUAUCAGAAUUGUAAUAUUAAUAUUCAUAAACAUAAAUUAAUAUAUAAUAGAUAUAUAAUAUUGAAUAGUAUAGUAGAAUCUAAAUUAUCAUCAAAAAAUGGAAACCCCUUAUUUUUUUACAACAUCUUAAAAAAGAAACAAAUAGAGAAUCAAAAGAAAAUGAGAAGUUAUGAAAUAUGUAAUAAUAAAAAGAAGAAUAUAUUUGAAAAUAUGCAUAAUAAUAAUAAUAAUAAUAGUAAUACGAAUGAAUUAAAUAAAAAGAGCAUUAUACACAACAUGGAUAUAAAUGAUAGUCAAAUGAAUAAUCAUAAUGUUAAAUAUAUAAAUAAUGACUAUAUGUCCAAUUCUAUAUAUUAUGAUAAUAAUAGAAAUUCUUGUUUUAUAAACAAAAAAGAAAAUAAUGAUUUAAAUUUUUUAAAUGAAGAAAAAGAAAUUAAUGAAAUAAAAAGAAAGAAAGAAGAAAAUAAAUACAAACUAUUAAAUUUAGAUAGUAUAAAAGAUAAUUUGUUACAUAUGAAAGAUAUUUUAAUAACUAACAGAAUUGAAGAGAAACAUGCAGAUUUAAAUAAUUUAGUUGUAUCUAUUAAUGUUCCAAAAAUAGAGAGUGUAAAAUAUAUUAAUAAUAUUGAUGAAAAUAUUUUUAUGAAUAUAAAUUUAUAUGAUAAUAUAGGAAAUAUUAUUAAUAAUAUAAGUUAUAAAAAAUUAGAAGAUAAAAAUAAUGUAGAAGCAUUAAAUUAUUUAAAUAAUUUAAUUAAUACUAUAGGUAUACAUAACUUUUUUGUUAUAUAUAAUUAUUUUAUUAAUAAUUUGAAUAUAAAAAUUGUUAAAGGUGAAAAUACAUUUUUAUAUGCUAAUUUAUUAUCUCGCUUUUUAUAUUUUUAUAAUUAUAAUAUAAGUCAAUAUAGUAAAAUUAUUUAUAUAUUUAUUUUUAUAAUAAAUCAUCAAGAAAUUAUAAAUAUGUUACCAAAGAUUGAUGAUCAAAAAUUAAAAAAGAAUUAUUUGAAUUUUUUUAAAACCAAUGAUUCUUUAUUUAAUUUUUUUAAUGAUAUAUUUAAAUUUGUCCAACAAUAUCAAAGUGAUAAAAAAAAAAAAAUAGACAAAAAUAUUAUACCAUUAAAAAUAAAUAAUAAUAUUAAUAUAUCAGUGCGUGAUCCAAUGAAAUAUAGAUUAAUAAUAAAUAUAAAUGUCGAUGAUUAUUUAUGUGAAAAACGAAUUAUUAAACCUUUCGAAAUUAAAAAUGGGUUCUAUGUAGAUUCUGAAUUAUUAAAUGAAUUAUGUUUUAGUCCAUUCAAAAAAUUAUAUAAAUAUUUAAGAAAAAUAAAAGGUACAAAUAAAAUAGAUUCUGUGCAUGUAGGUAUAGAUAAAAAUAUAGAUUAUGAUAAAAAUGAUAUAUGUAAAAUGGAUAAAGAAAAAAAUAUAUACCUCCAAAAUAAACAGAUAAAUAUUGAAAAUCAUAAUAAGAAAGAUGAUUCAUGUAUUAUCUUUGAUGAGGAUGGUAAUAAAAAGAAAGAAGAAAUGUCUAUACCUACGACGCAUUUAAAUAACUUAAAACGGAUGUCAACUAUAGAUGACAGAUUAGAUUAUGAGGAUAAGAAAAGAAAUAAAAUAUUAAAUUUUGAUUUUGAGAGUUCUAACUUUUCUUGUCAGAAUAGUUAUUCAAAAAAUUUUAUAAGGAACAUGAAAAAUGAUUAUAAUAAAUAUCUGGAUUAUGAAAAGAAAAAAAUAGAUUAUGAAUUUAUUGGUUUCAGUGUUGAAGAAAUAAAAUUGACAUUUAACAAUAUAAAGAAGCUGAAGGAAUAUGUUAAUAUGUUUGUAAGUAUUAAGGAUAUAUUAUUAGAAAUAUUUAUGGGAGAUAAUAAAUUGUUAGAAUGUAUAAAUGAAUAUAUUGAUGAUUCGAUGAAUAUAAAUAAGGAAAUGAUUAGAAAGGAAAACGACACAAAUAAUAAUAAUAUUAAUAAUAAUAAUAUUAAUAGUAGUAGUAAUAAUAAUAUUAAUAAUAAUAAUAUUAAUAGUAGUAGUAAUAAUAAUUUUUAUUCGUAUGAUAUGAAUAACAAUUUAUCAAGUGAAGAAGAUAUAAAUUUAUUGGCUAAUAAAUAUUUAUAUAAAUUUGGUAUAUUAGGAAAAGCAGAAAAAGAAAUUAAUUUAAAGAUAUUAAUAAGUUGUUUUAUGUCUAAAUAUGCAUAUGAAUAUUUAAUGCUUAUUAACCCUAAUUUAAAUAAAAGUCAUUCAGAAAAAUAUAUAAAUAUUAUUUUAUUGUAUAUGCUAAUUAUGAAUAGAAAAAUGUUUUUACAUGAAUGUAUUAAUAAUGUAAUAAAUAUAUUGAAUAUAUUUAAGGUAUACAAUUUAAAGUUGAAAAUAUUAAAGCAAAGAGAAAAGGCUUACAAAUCAAGAACAUCAUUAGCAUCAACUAAUAGUGACACCAUGAACAAUAAUAAUAAUAAUAAUAAUAAUAAUAAUAAUAGUAAUAAUAGUAAUAUUCAUAUUAAUAGUGAACAUAUUAAUGUUCUUAAUAAAAUAUUAAAUGUUCAAAAAAAAAUUAUCAAUAAAGCUAUCAAUACCAUAAAGUUAGGAACUAAACAAUUAACUCAACUUACUACUACAGAAAGACAUUACUUUUCUUUAAGAAAUAUAUCUAAUAAUAAAAAGGUUCUUUAUAAAAAUUUAGAAUAUAAUUCGGAUUCAUCAGAUGUAUCUUCCUGUUAUUUUUCUAGUGAUAAUAAUGAUUUUGAAGAUAAAGAUAAUAUAAUGAAUCCCAAUCACAGCAACAACAAUAAUAAUAAUAGUAAUAAUUAUAAUAAUAAUAGUAAUAAUAAUAAUAGUAAUACUUUUAAUUGUAGUAUUAAUCAGAGUGAUAGAAAUAACGUGUCGAAUAAAAUUUCAUCAGAAUUUAUAAAAUAUUCAGAGAAAGAUUGUAAUAAUACUUACUAUUAUACUUAUGAUCCUAGACUACUUAUUUUUGAAUAUACGAACAAUUUAAUUAUUAGAAAAAAACAAGUGAAAAUGAUAAAAAAAUUAAAACGUGAUUUUAUAAAAAAGAAAAAACAAUAUUGUUAUCAAAUAAUUAUGGGAGGAGGAAAAACAACUGUAUUAUCACCAUUAUAUUUUUUAAUAUUUUCAAAUUAUUUCUUAAUAUUUAAUAUGUGUCCUCAUCCAUUAAUACAUUUUACAAUGAAUAGUUUCCGUUCUAGAUUUUCUUCUAUUAUCAAGAAAAAUAUUUUUUAUUUUAAUUUUAGUCGUUAUAAUAAUAUAACCACAGAUUUGUAUAUUAGCUUAUGUAGUGCAUUAGAAAAUAAAUAUAUAUUAGUAACUAGUCCUACAUGUGUAAAAUCAUUAUUUUUAAAAUUAAUUUCAACAAUUCAAGAAUUGAAUAGUAUUAAAACAUUUGACAUGCUAAAGCAAAAGGCAAAAACACAUAUUACAGAUGCAUUAACAAAAUUUUUAGGUUUUCAAAAUGAAGAACCGAAAGUUAUAAAUCCUGGUGUUUCAAAUGCGGUGUCAUUAGGAAAGAGUAAUAUACAUAAUAUACAUAAUAAUAAUAAUAAUAAUAAUAUGUCUUCACAGUUUUCAAAGAAUGGUUCCAUUAGUUGUGUUUCUUCAGAUUAUAAUAUGUUAAAGAAACAGUUAGAUUUAUGUAUUCGUAUUUUUGAUAUAUUAAAUAAGAGUAUCUUAUUAAUUGAUGAAGUGGAUAAUGUAUUACAUCCAUUGAAAAGCGAAUUACACUGGCCUUAUGGUAUUAAUAGAGAUAUUGAUUUAGUUUCUGUGGUAAGAAACUUUACAGAUAUAUUUAUGAAUAAUCCAUAUUUAAAAUUUUUAUAUAAUAAUAAGGAUGAUGAAAAUGUAGAUAUAAAGAAGGUAAAAAUUUCCAUAAGUAAUAAUAUGAAGGCAAAUGAUAAUUUAAUAUAUAAUAUAAAACAAUUAAAAGAAAAUGAAGAAAGAGAGAGGGAUCAAAAUAAAUUAUUAAUUAAUUAUAAUAACGAUCAUAUGUUAAAAAAUGAAAAUAGUAGUAUGUAUCAUAAAAAGGAAGAUAUGUUAGGAAGACAUGGUAAUUCAAUUGAUUUGAGUGAAAGGAAUAGUACUACUUUAACAACAAGUGGUGAUAUUAUCAAAGCUUUAAAUAAUAAUGAAAAGGAUAUUAGUUUUACUCAUAUAGAUUUAAGUUUAUUUAGAUAUAAAUUAUGUUGGAUUUUAAUUGAUUUUUUUUUCUAUCCUGUAUGUAAAAAAUUAACAGUACCUAUGAAUAUACCUUUUAAUACAAAUGCUGAUUAUAUUAAUGAUUUAUUAAUACUGUUUAAUAAAGAAGUGGAGAUAGGUGUAAAGAAUCAUGAUAUAUCAUUUUUACCUCAUUUUCAUAUAAUAAAUUAUAAAUGGUAUGAUAAUAUAGUAUGGAUUAUAGCUAGAUAUGCAUAUUAUUUUUUAUUAUCAUAUAAAUUUAAUGGUUUAUCACAAAAAGUGGUUGAAUCUUAUUUAUGUAUACCUCUUUGUAUUGGUUAUAAUGAUAUAGUAAGUAAUAAAGGAAGAAAUAAUAAUAGUAAUAUGAAUUAUUCAACAAUGAGAAGAUUAUUAAAUAUAAAAAAGAUACAUAAUAAAAAUUAUAAUAUGAAUAUAAAUAAUAUACAUAUGAAUAAUAUAAAUGAAUCUGACAUUUGUUUUUCUAAUGAUUAUCAUUUAAAAAUAUUUGAAAAAAUAAAUCAACUGGAAUUUGUAUUUUGUAAAAUGUUAAAUUUAUGUCGUCUAUAUAUAAAUGGAAUAUUGCCAUUUGUAUUUACAAAAAUAAAUACUGUUCAUUAUGGUAUUUUAUCAGUUGAACAAAUAAAUAAGUGUAAAGUAAUUAUGAGUAAGAGUAGAUAUUUCUUAGCAGUACCUUAUAUAGGAAAGGAUACACCUUCUAGUAUGUCUGAAUAUACAAAUGUAGAUGUUGUAGUAGCAUUAACUAUAUUAUCAUAUAGAUAUCAAGGAAUGAGAUAUGUGGAUUUUAUGUUGUCUCUUAAAAAUAUUUUGUAUAAUUAUUCAUUGGAAAAGGAUAAUGAGCAUAUAAAAAAUGAUACAUCAUCAGAUCAUACAUCAGAUCACACAUCAGAUCAUACAUCAGAUAACACAUCAGAUCAUACAUCAGAUCAUACAUCAGAUCAUACAUCAGAUCACACAUCAGAUCAUACAUCAGAUCAUACAUCAGAUACAACUAUAGAUAAUCAUAUAACUCAUAAUCAUUCAUGUCAAUCUUCUCAUUCGAGUAGUGAUCUAUCAGAAGAGGAUAUAUCUACGAAAAAAUAUAUUUCUCAUAAAAAGGAUAAGGUCUCAGAAUAUUAUAUGUCAAAGGGUAUAAAUCACGUUAAUGAUUCGAAAAAUAAAGAAUAUAUGAAUGAACAAUAUAUGGAUGGAAAAGAAAAUUAUUCUUCUAAUAUACAAAGUGGUACAUUAUCAUCCUCUUCAUUUUAUAGUUCAGUUGAUAAUAUAAAAGGUGAGGGUCCAAAAAAUUUAGAAAAUUCUGAUGAGAGAAUUAUUCCACCAAAUUGUGUAAAAAAAAAUAUACACAUUGGAAAGGAAUUAAAGAUAAAUAGGGACAUGAAAAAUGAAGUAAACAAUGAUACAUUAUCAAAUGAAAAAAAUAAUAAUUAUAAUAAUUAUAAUAAUAAUAAGAAUAAUUUAAAUUAUUAUGGGGGUACAUUUAAAAAUGAUGAGAAAAAAAAUAAAAAUAGACGAAAAAAAAAAAGGAAUGAAUAUCAUUGCAAUAUUGAUCAAAAUAAUAAACCCCAACAAACAUAUGUUGAAAUAAAAAACAUGUAUACUUUAUAUAAAGAAAUUAUCGAAAGUAGUGGUGCUAAAAUUUUGAAGACUAAGAAAUAUAUUAAUAAUAGUAAUUUUUUUGAUUAUGAUAAUAAUAUAAAAAGAAGAAAAGAAAAGAAAAAAAACAAAUUAGGAAAUUAUGUAGAUAAUAUUGAUAAAAUAAAUUUAAAUGAUAGUGAAACAUUAUAUAAUCUAUACAAUUUAAUAAGAAUGAAUCCAUUAUUAAUAAGUUAUUUCUUAUUAGGAAUUAUAUUAGAAAAAUAUAUUAAACAUACCGAAAAACAAUUAUCAUCCAAUUCACAAGAUUUUACAAAUAAUGUUUUAUUUAAAUAUGUAUUAGGAUAUAGUGGUACUAGUAAUGAUAUAUUACCAGAAGAAAUACGUAAAUGUAAAUAUGAAAAGAGAACUAUAGGUUCUAUAUUGAAUAUUAUUAAUGAUACUAAUAUUGUUAAUUUUAUAUUUUUGCCUUCCAAAUUUUCACCUAUUCAAAUAUUAAAAAGUUUACGAUAUUCCAAAAUCAAAUUUAAUAGUUUAAUAGACACAGGUUAUUUAAUUAAUAAUAUAUCUCCAAAGAAAGUUGCUUAUUAUAUAUUACAGUUUCUUGAUUAUAUCGAUUGUUGUAUAUAUAUAGAUAAUGGUAAGCACAUGUGUAUGUUGCCUUUAGAAAAAAGGAGACAUCUAAAAAAACCAAAAAGAACAGAAAAAAAAAAAAAAAUAAAAGGUGAUAAUGAGGAGAUGUUAGUAAAUCCUGAAUUGUUGAAGAAGGGAUAUGAUGUCAAAAGUGAAGGUAAUGAAACUAGGUCUAAUAAUAUUAAGGAGAAAUAUUUAUAUAAAAAGAAAGUAAAAUCAAGAAGAUCUAGAAGAUCAAAAAACUGGAACUCAAAGAUAGAAGACAAUCUCAACUUCAGUGUUGAAAUAAUUCCUCUUCAAGAUUGUUAUGUUUCAAUAAAAAGACGUUUUAUAUAUUUUGAUCAUAUAAAUACUUUUGGUCAGGAUAUAAAACAAUAUAUAAAUGCAAAUAGUUUAGUAACUGUAAAUAUAGGAAACGAUAUAUCAUCAUUUAGUCAAGGCGUUUUUAGAUUGAGAUCUAUAGGAAUGAAUCAAAAAAUAUUUUUCUUAAUACCACUAUGUCUUGUAAAAUUGAUGAAUAUAAAUACGAAUUUGUUUAAUGAGUUAAUAUAUUCAUAUUAUAUGAACAGCAACAAUACAAAUGAAAAAAGAAAAAAAAAUCAUAAUAUAAUAAUAUUAAUAAGAGUGAUAACAUCAUCAAGAGGUAUGAAAAAAUUCCAAAAGUCUAAAAAGGUCAUAAUAAAAAUGUGUAAUAAAAAUUAUAGUGAUGAUAGUAAAUCAGGUUCUGAUUCAGAUCCUAUUCUCUUUAGCAGUACAGAUAGUAGUGAUAGCAAUGAUACUUAUAAUAGUAGUAAUAGUAGUUAUGAUAAUAAUAUUGAUAAUAUCGAUAAUGAUAAAAAUCAUUUUGAAUUAUUUAAUACAUAUGAAAAUACAAAUAAUAAUAACUAUGAAUAUAUUUUAAAUAAUGAUUAUAUUGAUGAAGAAAAUAUGCUUUAUAUGAUUGAUUGUUAUAAUAGUAUCUUUUUAGAUAAUGAGACCAAAGAAAAUGUAUUAAAAGAAUUAACACAUUUUUUAAUUUUAAAUAAUAUUAAUAAUAAUAUAAAACAAUGUGAAUUAUUAUGUGUACAUGGAAUUGUAAAUUUAAUAAAAAAGAAAAGUAUAAAAACAUUAAUUGAUAAUUAUAUAAAUAUAGGUGUUAUAAGUUAUAAAGAAUAUCUAGAUAUAUUCAAUACUAGUAUAGAUUUCGAUAUUCAAACACAAGUACCAUCUAAAAAUAAUUCACUCUUAUGCAUAGUCCAACUGAUAGAAAAAUUUCAUAAAAUAUUUACACCACAAGAUGAAUUAUAUAUACAACAUAUUAUAUAUAAAUAUUUCUGUUUACAUUAUGACUUUUCUAAUAAAACUAUUUAUAUGUAUUUUGAUGCAUUCUUUCCUAAGAAAGAUUUUUUAAAAAUCAAUGUAUCACAAGUAAUAUUAGAUUUGUUUAAUAAACUCAAAAAAAUUAAAAAAGACAACAUGAUAUUAAACAAGAAAAAAACAUUGAUCAAAAUAUCUGAGAAUAAUUGUGGUAUUUAUAAUAAUUAUAAUAAUAAUGAUGAUGAUGAUAAUAAUAGUAAUACAGAUAAUCAUUUAUUUAGUAUGGAAAAUGAACAAGAAAAAGAAAAGGAAAAAGAGAAAGAAAAGGAGAAAGAAAAAGAGAAAGAAAAAGAAAAAGAGAAAGAAAAAGAAAAAGAAGAAGAAAAAAUUGUAGAUGAUCCAAAAAAAAAAAAUAUAAAAUAUAAAAAAGAUGAAUAUAAAUUAUAUCAUUGGACUGUUGAUGAUAUUAAUAUUGAUUUAUAUGGUAUGACAGAUAAAGAUCAUAUUAAUAAUAAAAGCACAAAAAAUUUUAUGAAUAAUAAAAUAAAUGAAACGUUUAAAAAAUUAAGAGAUGAUGGUCCAUUAUUUAUUCCUUUGAAUAAAAUGUGUGUGAAUGAUAUAUAUUUGAACUUUCCUUCUUAUGUUUAUGUAUCUAAAAAUUUUAUAAAUAAUGAAAUUAUAAAUACUAAAAGGGUAAAAAAAUUGAAGAAUGUGUUGGUAGUAAUAGAGUGUGUAUAUAACAGCAAUGGGGAUGAUAAUAAUAUUGAAAGUAAGAUAAAUAUUAAUAAUAUGAAUAGUGCUAAAAAUAUAAAUAGUGUUAGUAAUAUAAGCAAUAAUAAUAGUAGUAAUAAUUAUAUGAAUAAUAAUUAUGAUGUAUAUGCAGAAAGAGAUAUACUGAAAAAUAUUUGGAAUAUAUUACAUGAAAGUGAUAAUAUUGAAGAAAUGUUAAAUAUAUUAGAUAUUAAUCCCUUUAAAUAUUCUUAUGAUUUAUCUAAUAUUAUAAGAAAUUAUUUAGAUAAGAAUAAAAAUGUUAAUAAUAAUCCAUUUAUAAAUUUUACUCACAUUUUGAAUGAAUUAGAAUUAUAUUUUAGUAAUAGUAAUAAAAAAUAUAUUAUAGUAAGCUUACAAGAAGCAGAGACAUUGAGAUAUCAUAUACAUAAAAAAUCGAACAUUCAAAAGAUAUAUGAAGCUUAUUUUAAGAAUAUUACAGGUCAUGCUCAUAAUAAAGAAGAAACAAAAUAUAUAUAUAAUGAUGGAAAUGAAGAUAUUAAUGUGAGUCAAAAGAAUAAUGAUCAUAUUAAAAAGAAAAUGCUUACUGUUGAGAAUAAUAUGGAGAAAGAAAAUAUGAACAUAUUUGAUAUAAUAGAUGAAAAAAACAAAAAAAAUAAUAACACCAAAAAUAAUGAUGAUGAUGUUUUGAGGAGUAAAAACAUUUGUAACGAUAUGGAUGGACAUAUUAUAAAUGAUAAUAUGAGUGAUGAUAAUUUUUUGAAUGAUCCAUGGGGCUUACAUGAAAAUAUUUCUAGUAUAAAUUUAGGUAUUGAUAAAACAAAUGAAAAUGAUAGUAUUGAUAAUUUUUUUUCAGGAAAUAUGGAUAGAAUAAAUAAUAAAAAUAAGGUUGAAGAUAAUAAUAAUAAUAAUAUAGAUAAGAAAGAAAAUAAUAUAAAAGAGAGAAAAAAUACUUAUAAUAAGAAUAUUAUGGAUAUUCUAAAUAUUAAAGGUUGUGGUGAUAAUAUAUUAGUUGGUAGUAAUAAUAUUAAUAUAAAUAUUUAUAAUUAUAAUUUUUGGUUUACUCCUAUAGAAAUUAGUGAUAAGAAUAAUUUAAGAAAAUAUUUAUCUAGACAAAUACAAAUUGUUUAUAGUGUUUGUAAAUUUUUUAAUUCUGAUCGUAAAUUUAUUGAUGCACAUGUGAAUUUAUUAUUACAAUAUUUAAAUUUCAAUCCACCUAAACAUCGUUUUAAUUAUUUCAAUGAAUUAUAUUUAAUAAGAAGACUUAUGAAAGAAAAUCAAAAUGGUGGUCUUAAAAAUAUGGAAAAGAAUUUUUAUCUUCCAAAUAAAUUACAUCUAGAAGUUUUAGAGAAAAAAUUAUUUGAAGGUAACGGUGAUAUAUAUGCAUUUAAAGUUAUUCAAGAGAGGGUAAGACAAAGUUUAAAAGAAAAGAAUUUAACAUUACAAAAAAUAUUUGAAAAGGAUUUAAAUUAUAUAUGUACUAUAGAAGAUAUAAGAAUAGUGUUGGAUUAUUUAAAUAUAAAGGAUAAAAAUUCUAUUCAUAUAUUAUUUGAUGUAUUAGGAAAAAAUAUAACUCUGCAUGAAUUAUGUUUAUUUCUUAAUCCAAUAGAAAAUAAAAGAAAUAAAAAGAAUAAACUUUUAAAAGGGAAGAAACAUCCAAGUAUGUUACAAGAUGAUACAGAUUAUUUAAAUAAUAAUAUAUCAAAUAAACAAAAAAAUUUAGGUAUUCAAAAUAAACGAUAUAAUAAUAAUAAUAAUAAUAAUAAUUAUAUGGAUCAUCAUCAUAAUUAUCUUAUAAGAGAUAUAGAAAAAUAUUUAAAGAAUUUUAGAUUUACAUUAACAGAACAUACACAUAUGAAAUUAGUAUGGUCAGGCAAAAUAGCUCACCAGAGAAUACAUAACGAUAUGACAGAUAUGAAUAAUAAAAAUAGUAUAUAUAAUAUGAAUAAUAUAAAUUCUUUAUCAUAUAAUGUUACUAAAAAUGAACAACUCAAUAAGGAUAAUAAUAUGAAUGUGAUGAAUAAGAAUAAUAUUAUUAAUAGUCAAUAUGAUUAUAUAAAGAAAUCAUCUACAAAUGAUAUUAUAAGUGAUAUGUUUUAUACAUUUCAAAAUAAAACACAUAAUAAUAAAAAUGAAAUAGACCUAUUAACUAACACAAAUGAACAAAACAAUAUGAGUAAUAUGUCUUAUAAUGAGAAUAUGUUUUAUAUAUAUGAAGCAGAAAAUGUAGAUCCAAAGGAUAGAGGAAUUAUGAGUAAGAAUAAGCAUAAAAUUGUAUGCGGUCAUUAUGCAUCAAAUAAUAUGUAUGAUAUGAAUAAUAAUAAUAGUAAUAAUAAUAGCAAUAUGAAUAUAAAUAAUAAUAUUUAUAAUAAUAUUAAUUCCUUUCCAAUUAUUGAAAUGACUGAUAUCACUAUUAAUAGUAUGUAUACAAGUACAUCAGGAAAUGAUAUGUUAAAUUUAUUAUUUCCACAUCCAAAAAAAUAUCUUUUAUUAUGGCAUGAAGAUUAUUCUUUAAAAAAUGUAAAUGAUUGUUUACAUAUAUGGAAACCUAUCCUAUCAUCUUCUGCUUAUUUUUCAAAUUGUAUUUUUGUUGGACAUGUAGCUACAGUAGGACCACAAAUCCCACCGUUAAAUAAAAUUAGAGCUAUUCCAAAGGUACUUGUAAAAAAUGUUCAAUCAAAGAAAUACUCCACAUUUUUUGCAGAUAAUAGUUUUGCUAUUGACAAUUCUGGUGUCUUCAGUACCUUAAACAUACACUUUUUUAGUAAGUUGAAUAAUGGCUUGGAGUUCAAAAAUUAUGAAGAAUUUACAUUUAAGAAUUUUUCCUUAAGUAUUAUUUCAAAGAUGAAAAAAAUAAAAUCUGUCAACGAAGAUAUAUUUAAUUUAUGGGGUGAUGAAAAUAAAGAAAUUGAACUACAAGAUGAAGAUGAUGAAUCUUCCUCAGAGUUGGAAAUUAUUGCACAACCUUAUUAA
Molecule: messenger RNA, 21390 nt
Organism: Plasmodium adleri (nom. inval.)
Lineage: Eukaryota; Apicomplexa; Aconoidasida; Haemosporida; Plasmodiidae
Product: conserved Plasmodium protein, unknown function
Exons: 3
Coding region: 1-21390 (7129 amino acids)
Biological process (GO): protein deubiquitination involved in ubiquitin-dependent protein catabolic process
Cellular component (GO): cytoplasm; nucleus
Molecular function (GO): K63-linked polyubiquitin modification-dependent protein binding; cysteine-type deubiquitinase activity
Source: RefSeq, a predicted model, not a curated record